Monodelphis domestica (gray short-tailed opossum) is the source of this 5370-nucleotide messenger RNA. It is a transcript of the gene OGDHL, whose product is annotated as oxoglutarate dehydrogenase L. The record is from RefSeq and is a predicted model, not a curated record. NCBI's taxonomy places the organism in Eukaryota, Metazoa, Chordata, Mammalia, Didelphimorphia, Didelphidae. Gene Ontology annotation, molecular function: thiamine pyrophosphate binding; oxoglutarate dehydrogenase (succinyl-transferring) activity. Gene Ontology annotation, biological process: tricarboxylic acid cycle. Gene Ontology annotation, cellular component: mitochondrion; oxoglutarate dehydrogenase complex.
ACACCGGACAGCAAGGCCUGGAGACAAUGGAACAACCCACCAAGAUGGUAAGAAGAUAAUCUUGCUAGGUCCUGGGGGAGAGGGGAAGAAGGGAUUUUAAGUGAGUGGAGCCAAGUCGCCUGCCUCUUCUAAGACUUUCUGGGAAUCGAGAACCUCCAGACUCGUAGGGAUGGGGGCGCGGGGGGGGGGGGGACUGUGCGCUUAGGCUCAGACUCGCUGGCCACGUUUGGGGAUGAAUCCCUUUCCCAAAUACCCACAAGCAGGCCCCACCGUCUCGACCAUCCGGCCUUGGAGCUCGCCCCCUUUCCCGCCCAUCUCUUAAUGAAACGGGAGGAGGGGCGGGGCCCUCCGACGCGACCCAUUGUGACGCCACGACGCCGAGAGAACCCCGAGUAGCAAGCUCUGCUGGGACCGGAGCUGCCAAGCGUUCCAAGAGAUUGUCAAUGGCCACGUGACCCAGACGUGCCAUCCAUUGCUAUUGGGCUCUUGUCUUCCCCUGCAUGAGAAGGCACUCCUGUCCAUUCCCAGGGGAUCCGGGACCCUGGACGCUGGCUCCACUGACCUCUGAGCAUUUGACAAGUGCUCGACCUCGAGAUGAAUCAGCUGAAGGUCCUGGCUGUUAGGCUUCGACCUCAGGCCACCCAGCUUCUGGCAAAGCUCAAUGUCCCACAGCUGAGCCAACGAGGUCUCUCCUCCGGACCACCUGAGGCCUUCCCAAGUGGUAGCACCAGCUAUGUGGAGGAAAUGUACUUUGCAUGGCUGGAAAACCCACAGAGUGUCCACAAGUCCUGGGAUACCUUUUUUCGGACUGCCAGCGUGGGAGCAGCCCCAGGCCAUGCCCAGCCAGGGUCCCCAUCCCCUAGAGCAGAAAGCCAUACGGACAGGGCUGCCAUCCAAGAGGCCCCUGGACAUACGAAGAGCCAGGCCAUGGCAGAUAAGCUGGUGGAAGAUCAUUUGGCUGUACAGUCGCUGAUCAGGGCUUAUCAGAUCCGGGGCCACCAUGUGGCCCAACUGGAUCCCCUUGGAAUUCUGGAUGCUGACUUGGACUCCUUUGUGCCCUCAGAUUUAAUCACCACCAUUGAUAAACUGGCCUUCUAUAAUCUUCAUGAAUCUGACCUGGACAAAGUUUUCCAUUUGCCCACCAAUAUCACCUUCAUUGGGGGCACGGAGAGCACCCUGUCUCUGAGAGAGAUUAUCAAGCGUUUGGAGAGGACCUACUGCCAGCACAUUGGCCUGGAGUUCAUGUUCAUUAAUGAUGUGGAGCAAUGCCAAUGGAUCCGGCAGAGGUUUGAGACUCCUGGAGUGAUGAAAUUCACCAACGAGGAGAAGAGGACGUUAUUGGCGCGGCUGGUGCGGUCAAUGAGGUUUGAGGACUUCCUGGCCCGGAAGUGGUCAUCAGAGAAGCGAUUUGGCUUGGAGGGUUGUGAAGUCAUGAUUCCUGCCCUCAAGACAGUCAUCGACAAGUCAAGCGAGAUGGGGAUUGAAAACGUGAUUCUGGGAAUGCCUCACAGGGGCCGGCUCAACGUAUUAGCCAAUGUGAUUCGCAAAGAGCUGGAGCAGAUUUUCUGUCAGUUUGACCCUAAGUUGGAGGCAGCAGAUGAGGGUUCUGGGGAUGUCAAGUAUCACUUGGGCAUGUACCAUGAGAGAAUCAACCGAGCUACAAACAGGAACAUUACCCUGUCUUUGGUGGCCAACCCUUCCCAUCUGGAGGCUGUGGAUCCUGUGGUACAGGGGAAGACAAAAGCUGAACAAUUCUAUCGAGGAGAUACAGAGGGCAAGAAGGUCAUGUCCAUCUUGGUCCAUGGAGAUGCAGCCUUUGCGGGGCAGGGUGUUGUAUACGAGACUUUCCACCUCAGUGACCUACCGUCCUAUACCACUAAUGGCACUGUCCAUAUCGUGGUCAACAACCAGAUCGGUUUCACUACAGAUCCCCGAAUGGCUCGCUCCUCCCACUACCCCACAGAUGUAGCCCGGGUGGUCAAUGCACCCAUCUUCCAUGUCAAUGCAGAUGACCCUGAGGCCGUGAUAUAUGUCUGCAGUGUGGCAGCUGAGUGGAGAAACACCUUCAACAAGGAUGUUGUCGUAGACCUGGUGUGUUAUCGCCGGCGUGGGCACAAUGAGAUGGAUGAGCCCAUGUUCACACAGCCUCUCAUGUACAAGCAGAUUCACAAGCAGAUGCCAGUCUUGAAGAAGUAUGCAGACAAGCUGAUUGCAGAGGGCACUGUCACCCUGCAGGAGUUUGAGGAAGAAAUCGACAAAUAUGAUAGGAUUUGUGAAGAAGCUUAUACUAGGUCCAAAGAUGAGAAGAUUCUGCAUAUUAGACACUGGCUGGAUUCCCCGUGGCCUGGAUUUUUCAAUGUGGAUGGAGAACCCAAGAGCAUGACGUACCCUACCACAGGCAUUGCUGAGGAUAUUCUCGUGCAUAUUGGCAAUGUGGCCAGCUCGGUACCCCUCAAGGAUUUCAAAAUUCAUGGAGGCCUCUCUCGUAUCCUGAAAAGUCGAGUGGAGAUGGUCAAGAAUCGGAUAGUGGACUGGGCUCUGGCCGAAUACAUGACCUUCGGCUCCCUCCUGAAGGAAGGGAUCCACGUGCGUCUGAGUGGGCAGGAUGUGGAGAGGGGCACGUUCAGUCACCGGCACCAUGUGCUACAUGACCAGGAAGUUGACCGGAGGACAUGUGUCCCUAUGAAUCAUCUGUGGCCUGAUCAGGCCCCCUACACCGUGUGCAACAGCUCCCUCUCAGAAUAUGGAGUCCUGGGGUUUGAACUUGGCUUCGCCAUGGCCAGUCCCAAUGCUCUUGUGUGUUGGGAAGCCCAAUUUGGUGACUUCCAUAACACUGCUCAGUGCAUCAUCGACCAGUUCAUCAGUUCCGGCCAAACCAAGUGGGUACGGCACAAUGGCAUCGUGUUACUCCUGCCCCAUGGCAUGGAGGGCAUGGGCCCUGAACAUUCUUCUGCCCGACCAGAGAGGUUCCUGCAAAUGAGCAAUGAUGAUUCAGAUGCCUAUCCGGAGUUCAGUGACGACUUUGAGGUGGCGCAACUCUAUGAUUGCAACUGGAUUGUGGUCAACUGCUCCACACCUGCCAACUUCUUCCAUGUGCUCCGAAGGCAGAUUCAGCUUCCUUUCCGAAAGCCGCUAAUCAUCUUUACUCCCAAGUCCUUGCUGCGGCAUCCAGAGGCUAAAUCCAGCUUUGAUGACAUGGUGACUGGUACCAGCUUCCGACGGGUGAUUCCUGAAGAGGGGGCAGCUUCCCAGGCACCCAGGGAUGUGAAGCGUCUGAUAUUUUGCACAGGAAAGGUAUUCUAUGACCUUAUAAAGGAACGGAAAAACCAGGAUCUGGACAAACAAGUAGCUAUUACUCGAGUAGAACAGAUCUCUCCCUUCCCCUUUGACCUCAUAAAGCAAGAAGUUGAGAAAUACCCAGAAGCAGAACUCAUCUGGUGUCAAGAAGAGCAUAAGAACAUGGGCUACUAUGACUAUAUCAGUCCUCGGUUUCUCACAGUCAGCCAGGCUCGGCCCAUAUGGUAUGUUGGCCGAGACCCAGCUGCUGCUCCUGCUACAGGAAACAAGAAUGCUCACCUGGUAUCCUUGAAAAAAUUCCUAGACACAGCCUUCAAUCUGAAGGCCUUUGACGGGAAGACGUUUUAGAGCCGAAGGACAGCAUUGCUCUCUCUCUCCUCUGGGAUGACUGAGUGAUGAUGAGAUAGAGCGCAUUCUGAAGAUGAGACCAUCCCAAGGAAGCUGGAAACGGGUGGUGGGCCAGCCUGUGGGUUUGGUUUUUCCUUUUUCAGUUGAGGCCCUCAGGAAGGCAGAGAGACCCAGACAGGUGCAGGUAGAAAAGGACUUUGGGCCAGGGUUUCAUUCAGGGGCUUACAACACACCUUUGCGUCUCCCAUCCUACCUGCAGGUUUAACUCUUCUUGGGUUCUCUUCUUGCCUCCUCAGUUAGAAUCUUAUCUAUUUCUGAAGCCAAUGGAAAUGACUGGUUGGUUUAGACCAGCCUGCCUGCCUCUUGCCCUUUCUUUGCAGCCUGAUGUGAUUAAAUGAAUAAGCAGUAGAUUAAAAGGAAACAUUUUGUGUUCUUCUAAAUGGGAAUUUCAGCAAUAACACCUGGGUGAAGCAAAGUAAUGUUGGAGCAAUUGUUUUUUUUGUACCCUGUUUUACAAGGCCACAUAAUAUGAAGUCUGUCUACCCAUGUGAUCAGUGUGCCCAGGAUUUAGUGUGUACCAAAGUAGAAAACAGAAUUCAUGUAGAAAUAAAUAGUGGUAAAGCAGAUUUCCCCCUUGUCAUUCUUUUUCUGGGCAAGGAACAGGGAAGGCAGAGAGAAAGAGGAAGAGAUGGAGGAAAAGGGGGAGAAAGAGUCAGCGUCUGUGGCAUCUCUCUGCUGGGCAUCUAGUAGGUAUCUAAUGUUUAUUGACUCGAAGAGGAAUACAAACAAGAAACUGUCAGCACCUUUUUCAAAAGGACAAAAUGCAUGCUCUGAGCUUGAGUGUUCUCCCUCUGAGAGCCAAGGUUUGUGCGAUGUUUUAAAACCUAUUGGCAUCUUUUUUUCUUGCCUUCUCUUGGUUUUACUCAUUAGUAGAUGACUGGAAAAGUUACAGAAGAAGAUUGUGGUGCUCUUUUAAAUGAUUUUAGAAAUCAAAGGGAAAAUAAAACCAGGCUGCAGUUAGGAAUUUAAAAUCCUUUAAGUCUCAAAAAUGCGCUUCUGAAUAUGAAAGAAUGUUUCUCUUUGUUGUAAGUUAUUUACCACUCUGGAAAUCAAAUCUAUUAAGACUAUUUUUGCUAGUGAGCGAUAUAUUUGACCUUUACAUUUGAGAGGUUUCCAGAUCUAUGCUUUUAUUUGUACAAGGGAACUGUCAGUUUAAAAAUUCCCUUCACUCUCUGUAACUUUAUAGUUUUAGAGAAUUGCUUGGGGCACUGAAAGAUGAUUCAAAUCAAAAUCAUAACCUAGUUGUCUGUGUCAGAAGCAGGUUUUGAACACAAGUCUUCCUGACUCUUAAGUCUAGUGUUCUAACCCUUUAAAUUCAAUACCGUAGGACAAGGAGAUGCAGUGGAUAGAGCCCCGAGUCUGGAAUCAAGAUGACUUGUGUUCAAAUCCUGCCUUAGGACAUUUACUAGUUAUGUGUCCCUGAGCAAGUCACAACCUCUGUUUGCCUCAGUUUCCUCAUCUAUAUAAAGUGGGACUAAUAAAAACACCUACCUCCCAGGGGUAUUGUAAGAAUCAAAUGAAAUAAUAUUUGUUUUUUAAAUCUUAAAUUAAAAAAAAACUUUAAUUGUCAUGCAAAACACGAUUCCAUAUUGGUCAUUGUUGUAAGAGCAAACUCAGUACAUAACCAAAACCCCAAAAUAAAACCACAACUACAUUGAUGUGAAA